This is a messenger RNA of Opisthorchis viverrini, 1947 nucleotides long. RefSeq lists its product as hypothetical. The transcript is spliced from 9 exons. Gene Ontology annotation, biological process: ceramide biosynthetic process. Gene Ontology annotation, cellular component: membrane. NCBI's taxonomy places the organism in Eukaryota, Metazoa, Platyhelminthes, Trematoda, Opisthorchiida, Opisthorchiidae. The record is from RefSeq and is a predicted model, not a curated record. Gene Ontology annotation, molecular function: sphingosine N-acyltransferase activity. The coding region runs from base 33 to 1670 and encodes 545 amino acids.
CUCGAGGGUAGUUUCAUACAUUUCCAAGCUCUAUGGAGCGGACAAUUCCGUCAGUCGGGCGGUCAUUUGUUCUGUCCAUUUUGGCCAUCACGCUGAUAACCUACGUCGACAGUUUGCCUUCUGACCCAAACGAUACCUUACGCUGUGCACUGCUUGAAGCCGGCUACUCGAACUGGUCUCAAGCGGAGCGCGUAGUAGCAACUCAGGUGCCCUCCUACUCCCAGUUCCUCCGGCAAACUUGGGUCGCCACGAAGCAGUUCGGUGGUCAGUGGAACUGUUCUAGCAACGUGUCGGUUCUGGCCCCUUUUGAAAAUCCCUUCAGCCGAAAUAAUUGCUACUUCUUUAUUGUCGCAAUUCUCGGCGCGUGUCUACUCACACGCCUCAGAUGUGGAAUCAGUCCGAUCAUACUGAACUGGGCUCGCGAAUGCGGCGUUCAAGAACAAGAUGCCAUUAAAGUGCCCGAAUCACUGUGGAAAGGAUCCUUACACUGUAUAAUGUGGAGUCUUUCCUGUUACGUGGUCGUUCUGAGUGGACGAUACCUCUUUUUCCAUCAGCCUUGCACUGUCUGGGACGAUGUUGUUUACAACGAUAACCUCUACAUAGAUCCACCACCGUUCGAUUUACAGUUCAUCUACUGCGUUCAAAUGACGCACUACCUGCAUUCCGCCUACGCAACACUCUAUCUGGAUCCGUGGCGUUCCGACUCGCCGGCUAUGUUGCUUCACCACGUGGUCACUCUCAGCUUAAUUUCACUCUCAUUCGUACGCAGAUUUCUUCGAAUGGGCUCGCUCGUCUUGUUUAUCCACGAUACCUCCGAUGUGCUGCUUGAAUUCACCAAGCUCAACGUCUAUUUCAAGACGCGUCAUGGCAAGCGAUAUCCGAUCAACUGUUAUCUGGGCGAUGCAGGGUUCGUCGCAUUUGCCUUUUCAUGUUGUAUCAUUAUAUUAUUGAACUACGUACUAAAAAAUCGUUUGGCUGUAACACCCUUUCUGUGCCUAGCUGCCGUGCCACACAAAGGGAGCACGAGGGCUAGAAUACUGUCAGGUUGUCCAAACCCAGGCAGAGGGAAUCGAGAAAUAGAGGUCGGGUUCGAACCGGGGACAUUCCGUACUGAGCUAUCUCGCUCCNAUCAUUUGGCUGUAACACCCUUUCUGUGCCUAGCUGCCGUGCCACACAAAGGGAGCACGAGGGCUAGAAUACUGUCAGGUUGUCCAAACCCAGGCAGAGGGAAUCGAGAAAUAGAGGUCGGGUUCGAACCGGGGACAUUCCUGUUCCUCUUCCGUUUGUUACUGGUACCACUGAAAGUGCUUCAUUCCAGCAACUGGUGUGUGUUCAUCUACCUUGGCUGCACCGACAAAAAUCUGUUUGUUCCUUUCAAUGGCCUGCUGUGGAUCUUGCAAAUAUUGCACAUCUACUGGUUUGGUUUAAUUCUGCUUCUCCUAUUCAAAAUUCUCACUGGUCAACUGCAAGAAAUUGAGGAUAUUCGAGAGAAUCCGGACGGUCAGUUGGAAGGAACACGCGAUAAUCACUUUGAGGAUACCAACAGGGUGAAAAAUGGCAGUUCCACACCGUCGCAAAAUCGUUCACAUCUUUCCAACGGUAUAGCCAACGGGAAUGCGCAUACCAUCCUUUGUAAACAAGCCGUGAGACAACGUUCGACGGAUCUUUAAACUUCCAACUGUGAUGCAGGUCUUUUCAGCGAACGAAAAAGACAAUUUCUCACACAACACGUCAUUUGGAUCUCGUUUUAGCUACCAACAAGCUUCAGUAAAUCUUACCAGUUUAUGCCACUCCGCAAACUUGUGCGUAGAAAAGCAACAUUUUUUCCGGGGCUGCGUGAUGUUUAUCACAGAUUUUAUUUUAUUGUUACUUAAAAACGGAACGUCCGCUUGUGUGCUUUUUUUUAUAAACAUGCCUUUUACACUCAUUCGGACAACAUGACCUCUA